Messenger RNA from Xenopus tropicalis (tropical clawed frog), 800 nucleotides. RefSeq names its product INO80 complex subunit C (gene ino80c). The coding region runs from base 315 to 728 and encodes 137 amino acids. Gene Ontology annotation, cellular component: nucleus; Ino80 complex. NCBI's taxonomy places the organism in Eukaryota, Metazoa, Chordata, Amphibia, Anura, Pipidae. The record is from RefSeq and is a predicted model, not a curated record. The transcript has 5 exons. Gene Ontology annotation, biological process: chromatin remodeling.
CUGAGAACGUUUUGCUGUGGGUGUAGUUUGAGUACGUUAUCAAGCAAAAAACCCCACAGCAACUUCCAAAACUGGACAGCAUUUUACACUGACGGGUUUCGGCUUUAUCGACCCGCCACUGACUUGGUAAAGCAGCCUAAUAUAGAUGGAAAACCAGCAGCCUGGCAACCCUGGUGAGCGCUGAACGAGUGGGGAAAUUGAUUGACGUUACCGGCGGCCAAUGGAGCACAGGCUAAUGGGGUAGGAUCCGAGGGGAAAUUGAUUGACGUUACCGGCGGCCAAUGGAGCACAGGCUAAUGGGGUAACGGCUUUGAAUGAGUGAAAUGAGUGAGAACAAACCUCCCAACGCUGAGGGAACAAACGCGCAGACAGAGACGGUUACCAAUCCUUUGCCAUUUAAACACCCGCAUUUUCUCCACUCAGGCAUUGGCGGCGCCGCAGCUGGCAAGAAGAACAGGACCUGGAAGAACCUGAAACAAAUUCUUGCUCUAGAAAGGGCAUUGCCAUGGCAACUAAACGAUCCAAAUUAUUUCAGUAUUGAUGCUCCUCCAUCUUGCAAGCCAGCAAAGAAAUACUCGGAUAUCUCAGGACUCCCUGCCAACUAUACCGACCCUCAGAGCAAGUUACGGUUCAGUACGAUUGAGGAAUUCAAUUAUAUCAGAAUGCUCCCUACUGAUGUAGUGACGGGAUAUCUAACCCUAAGGAAAGCUACAAGUAUCGUUUCAUAGCCAAGUCAACAUACAAACACUAUUUAUUAUUAACUGUGGAUGUAAAUAAAACAUUUUUCAUUUUCAGUGUGA